Molecule: messenger RNA, 750 nt
Organism: Pelecanus crispus (Dalmatian pelican)
Lineage: Eukaryota; Metazoa; Chordata; Aves; Pelecaniformes; Pelecanidae
Source: RefSeq, a predicted model, not a curated record
AUCUGCAGCCUGUUACCUACUGCGAGCCAGCUUUCUGGUGCUCGAUAUCCUACUAUGAACUCAACCAGCGAGUGGGAGAGACUUUCCAUGCCUCUCAGCCCUCUAUGACCGUGGAUGGUUUCACUGACCCAUCUAAUUCCGAACGCUUCUGCCUUGGUUUACUGUCUAACGUGAACAGAAAUGCGGCAGUGGAACUCACAAGAAGACACAUUGGAAGAGGAGUAAGACUCUACUACAUUGGCGGCGAGGUGUUUGCCGAGUGCCUUAGUGACAGUGCCAUUUUUGUCCAGUCUCCCAACUGCAACCAACGCUACGGCUGGCACCCGGCAACAGUUUGCAAGAUUCCACCAGGAUGUAACUUGAAGAUUUUUAACAACCAGGAAUUCGCCGCUCUCUUGGCUCAGUCUGUAAAUCAGGGCUUCGAAGCUGUGUAUCAGCUGACCAGAAUGUGCACAAUUCGAAUGAGCUUUGUCAAGGGAUGGGGAGCCGAAUACAGGCGGCAGACUGUGACCAGUACUCCCUGCUGGAUUGAACUGCAUCUUAACGGUCCUCUGCAGUGGCUGGACAAGGUCCUUACACAAAUGGGCUCCCCGAGUAUUCGCUGUUCCAGCGUCUCCUAAGGAAACAUCUCCUGGGGGUGGGUGGGGGGGGACAAAGACUCUGGAAAAAUGGAAUUGGCUUAACCCUUAGCAAAAUGCAGAGUGCAUAGUAAACAAAUUCCCAGUUAUUGACAUGACAAGAAAAAAAAAA